AUGGUGUUGCUGGCGCCUUCGAUUAGUGCAUUAAGAAAAUUGAUUCGAGUCUGUGAGGAAUAUGCUGUCUCGCAUGGACUAAUGUACAAUGUAAAAAAGACUGAGUAUAUGGUCUUUGAGGUUGCCAGUGGAGAGUUCUGUGCUCCUAUAAUGCUCAAUGGAACUCCAUUGAAGAGAGUUUCGCAUUUUAAAUAUUUAGUACACUAUAUUGCCGACGACCUUAAAGACAAUAUGGACAUAAAAUGCGAGCACAAGACACUGUCGGUGAAAGCGAACUUGCUGGCUCUCAGGUUUGCUCAAUGUAUGGUGGAGGUGCAGGUCACCCUUUUGCGAGCCUAUUGCACACCACUGUAUGCGGGUGCCCUGUGGGCCAGCUAUACCCAAAGCUCGCCCAGAGUCCUGCGCAUGCAACAUGACAACGCCUUUGGGACGCUGCUGCAGCUACCAAGGCUCUGCAGUGCGUCUGCCAUGUUUGCUGACGCUCGCGUUGAUAGCGCUCUUCAUGGCGCUCUUGCAGAAGAAGAUGGCGUCUUCGUUUAUGUGGUAGCUACGGCCUUCUGA
Hyposmocoma kahamanoa is the source of this 561-nucleotide messenger RNA. RefSeq lists its product as uncharacterized. The transcript has a single exon. Lineage: Eukaryota; Metazoa; Arthropoda; Insecta; Lepidoptera; Cosmopterigidae. The record is from RefSeq and is a predicted model, not a curated record. Bases 1 to 561 code for a protein of 186 amino acids.